AUGGACAAAAAUAGAGCAGAGGAUAUCUUUCCAGAAAUUUGUGAUGGUCUCUUCUCUUAUGAUGAAAAAAAAUACAAAGAAAUUCUUGAGAAUUACUUUGUAGAUGAUGCAAAAUUAUCCCACCCUCUUUUAAAUGUUGAGGGAACUCAUAACAUUUUUAGAGUUUUUCGCGUUUGGACUUCGUUAAAUCUUCAACCACCCCAAAUUGACGAAUACCCAAUUUUCGAUGUAGAGAACGCAUUUAUUCGCGUAACACAACAUUUCCGCCCUCGAAUUUUACCUUUUGUCCAUCUUUCGAUACCUUCUGUCACUAUCUUGAAAUUCCGUAAAGCAGAUAAUGGAUUAUAUUACAUCGUCAAACAAGAGGAUAAUUGGACUCUCGAAGGUCUUAUUCAAAGUGUGCCUUUGAUCAAUUGGUGGUAUGAUAACGUAGUUCGUGUAGUUAUGGGUGGUCUUUUUACUCGCGUUGGAUCAUUUCUUGAUACUGCCAACGUAGCAACCUAUAGAUUGACGGAAAAUAGUCACGAGGCCAUUUCCCAUGGUCAAACUAAAGCUAAAGAAUAUUUGGGCCCAUUCAAAGAUUCUUAUAUUAACCCACCUUUGAACAAAGCCCAAGAAAUCAUUAGUGAUGGGCUGACAAAGGGACAACACUUUACCUACCGUGCUAGAAAUGCGAUUUGGAAUGCUCAAGAAGGAGUUAAAAACCAUCUCACUAAAGUGACUGGUGGUCAUUCAAACCUCUACAUCAAUGAAAAUGAUUCUUAA
Molecule: messenger RNA, 765 nt
Organism: Diversispora eburnea
Lineage: Eukaryota; Fungi; Glomeromycota; Glomeromycetes; Diversisporales; Diversisporaceae
Source: the annotation of a GenBank genome assembly